AUGAGUCUAGAGGAUGCUGAAGAUUUGGUUCUCCACAUCAUAUUAUCCAAAGUCGGUCCUGAGAACACAGCGAGAGUUGCCUGUGUCAGCAAACGCCUUCAUGUUUCCGCCUCCGAGGAAUCUCUCUGGUCCAUCUUCUGUUCCCUUGACCUCAACAUCUCUACUCCUCUACAUCCCCAUGGAGAUUAUGCUCCUUCCUUCAAGAGGGCAUAUCAGUCAUGGAGGGAGUCCUUUAUAAUGUAUCCUUGGAGUCUAGUUAAACGCGUUAAACGUUGUUGGGACAAUCUCAAACAAUGGUUAAGCUUAAACUUCCCUGAAGCAGAAGCAACAUUGAGAAAAGGUGUCACGGAGGAUUAUCUUGAAGAAUUUGAGACUGCUCUCAACGUCCAACUUCCUCUCACCACAAGGCUUCUCUACCGUUUCGUCGAUGGCCAAGAACUUUCUGGUGUUGAUGAUGGGUGGUCUCUAGGGCUUAUUGGUGGCUAUUCUGCUUAUUGGCAUAAUAUUAAUGUCUACUUGCUACCUCUUAAGGAAGUGGUAAGGGUGACAUUAAAUAUCAUGGGAGAUGAUCAUCGUAGCGAUUUAGUCGUUGUGGCUGUAUCAGCAGCCCCCAAUGCGAAGAAGAUGUUUUACCUUGAUUGCACAAGCGGUAAGCUUUAUACUGAGACCAAAAGUUCUAACCUUCCUUGUGUUCCCGAGUCUUUGGUUUGUAUCAACGGCGAUCAGCAACAGGACGCCAUGCUGCUUUGGUUAGAAGAACAUGGCAGGAGGUUACAAAGUGGUGUUAUUAAAGUCCGUGAAGAGAAUAACAUCAAACGUAUCAGUUUGUUCCCGGAGAUUCCUCCCUUGUGUUCUAUCUCUGUAACUAAUGGUGUGCAGGUACGUGCUUCUUCUGUGUUGAUGCCUGAAAUAUCUAAUGAUCUGAAUAAGCGACCGGUCUACUUGUAUACAUGUUCCAUCCGGAUGUCUCUCAUGCCCACCUCUAACCGGAGACACCAUAGCUCUUGGCAAAUGCAUUCGAGACAUUGGGUUGUCCGAUCUGAUGAUGCGGUAAUAGGUGAUGUUGAUGGAGAACUUGUGAUAGUAAAGAACCCGCUCUUACAAGCCCAAGAACAAGAGUUUGUUUACAGGUGUAUUUCCCAACUUCCAACGAGUAAUUUAUCCCUUGAGGGAUCGUUCAUCUUUGUCCCUGGAAGUUUGAAAGAUCCGAAAGGGAGUCAAUUCGAAGUCAACGUCGCAGAGUUUCCUGUGAAGGUACCAGACUACAUCUUCUAA
This is a messenger RNA of Eruca vesicaria subsp. sativa (arugula), 1275 nucleotides long. The record is from the annotation of a GenBank genome assembly. NCBI's taxonomy places the organism in Eukaryota, Viridiplantae, Streptophyta, Magnoliopsida, Brassicales, Brassicaceae.